Messenger RNA from Alligator mississippiensis (American alligator), 15514 nucleotides. It is a transcript of the gene PTCHD4, whose product is annotated as patched domain containing 4. The transcript has 3 exons. Lineage: Eukaryota; Metazoa; Chordata; Crocodylia; Alligatoridae. The record is from RefSeq and is a predicted model, not a curated record. Gene Ontology annotation, cellular component: membrane. Bases 224 to 2938 code for a protein of 904 amino acids.
CUGAGCGGGGCCGGCGGGGCGAGGAUGCUCGGUGGCUGGGGAGGGAGGUGGGGCAAGGCAGAGGCAGAGGCAGAGGCAGGAUCCCCCCCCUUCCCCUCCUCCCCGCCGGUGCUCAGCCUUUGGCCGCCUUGCUGCAACUUGCUGCAGUGUUUGAAGGGAGCAGUGGCUGUGGCGGGGGGCGGGCGCGGGGACCUGCCGGGGGGCGAGCGGCCACACAUGUCACAUGUGCCGGCGGAGACGCCCGGGAGGCUCCGCAAGCCGGACUCGGGGGAGGAUGCUGCGGCAGGUGAUACACAGAGGGCUCCAGGCGCUGUGCUACAAGCUGGGCUUGUUCGUGAGCCGGCACCCGGUGUUUUUCCUCACCGUGCCCGCAGUCCUGACCAUCAUCUUCGGCUUCAGCCUGCUCAGCCGCUUCCAGCCCGAGACUGACCUGGAGACCCUGGUGGCCCCCAGCCACAGCCUGGCCAAGAUCGAGAGGAGCUUAGCGGGCAGCCUCUUCCCCCUGGAGCAAGCCAAAAGCCAGCUCUAUUCGGACUUGCACACCCCAGGGAGGUAUGGCAGGGUGAUCCUCCUCUCCCCAGCCGGAGGGAAUAUUUUGCACCAGGCUGAUGUGAUCCUGCAGAUCCACCGAGCCGUGCUGGAAAUGAAGGUGAACUACAAAGGCUAUAAUUAUACUUUUUCCCAUCUGUGUGUGUUGAGAAAUCAGGAUAAGAAAUGCGUGCUGGAUGAUAUAAUUUCAGUGCUAGAGGAUCUGAGGCAGGCUGCCCUCUCCAAUAAGACAACAGCCAGGGUGCAAGUGAGCUAUCCCAACACUAAAUUAAAGGAUGGAAGGAGCAGUUUUAUUGGACACCAGCUUGGAGGGGUCAUGGAGGUGCCAAACAGCAAGGACCAGAGAGUAAAAUCAGCCAGAGCCAUCCAAAUCACCUACUACCUCCAAACCUACGGCUCGGUCACCCAAGACCUCAUUGGUGAAAAAUGGGAGAGCGAAUUCUGUAAACUAAUGCACAAAAUGCAGCUGGAUCACCAAGACCUGCAGCUCUUCUCACUGGUGUCCUUUAGCCUGUGGAAGGACUUCCACAAGACCAGCAUCCUGGCCAGGGGCAAGGUUUUGGUGAGCCUGAUGCUGAUUCUUGUGACUGCUACCCUCUCCAGCUCCAUGAAGGACUGCCUACGCAGCAAGCCUUUCCUCGGGCUCCUGGGAGUGCUUACUAUCUGUAUCUCCAGUGUCACUGCAGCAGGGAUAUUUUUCAUUACUGAUGGAAAAUAUAACUCUACUCUGCUGGGAAUCCCUUUCUUCGCUAUGGGUCAUGGAACCAAAGGCGUGUUUGAGCUACUUUCAGGAUGGCGCAGAACCAGAGAGAAUCUGCCCUUUAAGGAUAGGGUAGCAGAUGCCUACUCAGAUGUCAUGGUCUCCUAUACAAUGACAAGCUCCUUGUACUUCAUAGCCUUUGGAAUGGGUGCCAGCCCCUUCACCAAUAUUGAGGCUGUGAAAAUUUUCUGCCAGAACAUGUGUGUCUCCAUCCUAUUGAACUACUUCUAUAUUUUCUCCUUCUUUGGCUCCUGCCUAGUUUUUGCUGGACAGCUGGAGCAGAACCGCUACCACAGCAUCUUCUGCUGUAAAAUCCCUUCAGCAGAAUACCUGGACCGGAAACCCGUGUGGUUCCAAACCAUGAUGAGUGAUGGCCAUCAGCAUACUUCUCAUCAUGAAACCAACCCGUACCAGCAUCACUUCAUCCAGCACUUCCUACGAGAACAUUACAAUGAGUGGAUUACUAACAUCUAUGUCAAGCCAUUUGUAGUGAUACUGUACCUCAUUUAUGCCUCUUUCUCCUUUAUGGGGUGCUUGCAGAUCAGCGAUGGGGCCAAUAUUAUCAACCUCCUUGCCAGUGAUUCUCCAAGCGUCUCUUAUGCCCUCAUCCAGCAAAAGUAUUUUAGCAACUACAGCCCAGUAAUAGGAUUCUACAUCUAUGAGCCUCUUGAAUACUGGAAUGGCACUGUACAAGAAGACUUAAAAACACUGAGCCAUGGGUUCAAUACAGUGUCCUGGAUGGAACAGUACUAUCAAUACCUGAGAGUUAGCAACAUCAGCGCCACUAACAAAAGUGACUUUAUCAGCAUCCUCCAGAGCUCCUUUUUAAAAAAACCAGAAUUCCAGCACUUCAAAAAUGACAUCAUUUUCUCCAAGACUGGAGAUGAGAACAAUAUCAUUGCUUCUCGCAUGUACCUGGUGGCCAGGACUAGUGAAAACACACAAAGAGAGGUGGUGGAAUUGUUGGAGAAGUUAAGACCGCUCUCUCUAAUCCAGAGCAUCAAGUUCAUUGUGUUCAAUCCUACUUUUGUUUUCAUGGACCACUAUGGUUUAUCAGUAACUAUGCCUGUCCUGAUUUCUGGCUUUGGCAUCCUGCUGAUGUUAAUACUGACCUUUUUCCUGGUUAUUCAUCCUCUGGGAAACUUCUGGUUAAUUCUCAGCGUCACCUCAAUAGAGCUGGGUGUCCUAGGUUUGAUGACUUUAUGGAAUGUAGACAUGGAUUGCAUUUCUAUACUGUGCCUUAUCUACACUUUGAAUUUCGCCAUAGAUCACUGUGCACCCCUGCUUUAUACAUUUGUAUUAGCAACCGAGCACACCCGAACUCAGUGUAUAAAAAACUCCCUCCAAGAGCAUGGGACAGCCAUUUUGCAAAAUAUUACUUCUUUUCUUAUUGGGUUGGUCCCCCUUCUCUUUGUGCCUUCGAACUUGACCUUCACACUGUUCAAAUGCUUGCUGCUCACUGGCAGUUGCACACUUCUGCACUGUUUUGUUAUUCUCCCCGUCUUUCUAACCUUUUUCCCACCCUCCAAAAAGCACCACAAGAAAAAGAAACGGGCUAAAAGGAAGGAGCGGGAAGAAAUCGAAUGCAUAGAAAUUCAGGAGAAUCCUGAUCAUGUAACCGCAGUCUGAAAGGCUUAGAAAAAAUAAUAUAUUAUCUUUUUAAAAAAGUGUUGCACAGAGAUGCAGGGAAAAUAGAGCAAAGAUCUCAGCUGCUUGCGCUGGCCAGGUGUAACAAGAAAAAGGAAGAUCACGGAGGGGUGUUCAUGACACGUCAAGGUGCAAACUCUUUUUUUUUAACAAAAAUAACAAAAGUGGAAAUAAUUUUAAAAGUUUUCUUUGAAUCCUCAACCUCUACUAAGCAAGAAUUUAUUGGUUAUUAAGCAUCCUUGAAUCUCCAACUCUAGUUCAAAUUGAUUAAGCUGGCCCAUGUAGGACUGCAAGUUGGGGAUGAGGGGAAAGAGCUACCAAGAAUAAAAUAAUGUAAGCUCCAAGAGUUUGAUAACGUUGCUAAGAAAAAAAAGCAACAAGCAUUUCCAAUGAGAAAAGAAAAAAGGGAAAGUAAAAAAAAAAAAAUCUAGAUUUUUUUUCCAGAUUUCUUUUCCUGAACAAGGUGGUUGAAGUUAUACCUAUGCAUUUGGGAAGUAGAUAUUUAAACCAGUCCAAGCCAAAGUACUUCCCAACACAAACAUACUAUGUAUAUCUCUGUACCACAAUUAAAAUGUUAUCAUUAGUUGAGAUGGUAAAUCUAUGCUGCUAUGUGACACAGGUACUGGAUAUAUGGGAAAGGAAAUGAUUGUAGGCCAAUUGGAAACACAAAACUUGGUUUCUUUAAAACUGAAUUGGACCUUUUUCCCGAUAUGGUGAUUGUGAACCUUAUAACUGAUGAUUACCAUAAAUAUAUUUUGACGUCUGUGAAUUCUGGAACUCCCCUUGAAUUAAUAUAUCUUGUUAAAUUAACCCAGGCCAUUAUUACUGCAAUAGUAACUGCAGGUAAUGCAGAGUUAUACUCUAGAUUCCGACGUUCUCAGUGUUAACAGUGAAUACCGAAUAUCAAUUGAGCAGGCGUUUUAAAAAUAAUGAUGGAAUUACAUAUUACCAACAUAGCAAUGUGACCGUGCUGCAGAUGAACCAGUUCUGGAACACACACAGUAUAUGCAUUACCUAUUUGGUUCAAGGUGCAGAGGUACCUAUUUGCUGGUACAUAUAACAAACUACCAAAUGUGGGGUUUGCACCUCUUUUAUCCAAAAAAGGUCAGUAGAAUCUACCUUUUGCCAUCUGCGAAAAAGAAUAUUUUAAAGUUUGCGUGGAGUUAAACAUGCCCCAAACUGUAAGGAGCCAGAUCGGUCCUUGGGGGGGAAUGUUUAUCAUUGCUAAAUAUUUGGGUGUUACUGUCUGCACCAUAAAGCUUUGUUAUGGCUGUUGAAAUUUAAUAGAAGCAUGCAGUAAAUCUGCAAUUACUGCAUGACACUAGAACUAUGCUGUAAAGUAUUAUGAAAUAACAUUCCCAGCUUUGUAAACUAUACAGCUUAGAAACGCAACAGAAGGAAUGAAAAGAGACCUAGCCAGUUUUUACAUUAAGAACUUGGGGCUACAUUCUGCCCUCGGUUUUGCCACGUACAUCUCUCAUUUCAAACAGUUCUUUAAAAGGGCUUGCUUUAUAAACUCUUGAAUACAGUCUCACCUCACAUCAAUGAACAAUGUCUUCCUGAAUAUAUGGUAUCCGUGGGGGGAACUAUAUGCAGAUAUCGUAGUGGGAAAUGUUUGUUAUGUCUACUUCGUACAGCUCGUGGGUUCCUUUUAAAAGAUGUUAGCAUUGUUUAUGUCCAGAACCGUGAUAUCCUUGCAUAUAUUUGUAUUUGUGGCUGACUAAUGCUAGAUCUUAGCUUCUGAUCUGAGAGACUGUUACUGAUGGGUGUGUGCCCGCAUAUUCUACUCGAAUACUCUCUGCAAGCAGCUCACUUUUGGUUCCAUUAUGUCUCUUUUCCCUCUUGCACUGAUUUGUGGUGGUUGGGAGCCAGGGAUUUUCACUUACCCUGUAAAAGCCUUCUGCUUCCUCGUUCUAGAGUUCAUUGAUGAUCUCCUUUGCUAGGCAAUGCAAUUUCCCCCUUCUCACUCUGUUCUUCGAUGGUUACCUCUACCAUUUGAUAACUGUGGGCUCAACCUUUGGAUUUUAUAUGUAGGUGAAACACCUGUGAAAUCAAUCAGAGUUUUUGCUUGAAACAGGACUUUGGGAAUGGUGAGCCCUUAUAGGAAAAAUAGAGAUGGACCAAAACUGCAAGGUUUGAAUCUAGAUCCCAAGUUAAGGAACUUCUAGAUCCAGGUUUUGGUUGGCCCAAAUUAUACAGGGGCAAAAACUGAUAUCUGAAUAAAAAUGUACUAGUAUUCAGGGCUGGAAAUGUUCCGAUUUAGGGUCCUGAUUUGGACCCAUGUGUAAUUGCAAGGCAUUAUUGACUUUGGUUUGAAUCGUUAAGAUGUUGUGUAGUUGCCACCCCUUUCAGAAAAUGUACCAAUGAACGGCAGCCUCCUCUUAUAUUUCUCUAGGCACAGUUAUGAAGCAUGGGGACAUUUCUAGAUGUUCCCUCCCCCAGAAAACUGUGUGUUGUUCCCUUUGAAAGCUGCUAAUGUUCAUCUUUGCCACCAAGAGCGAUGUCUUAAUGAUCCCUUCCUAUUUACAUAGGCAUUGAUUGUAUUGCAGUGAGUAAUGUUUUCCUUUGUCAUAAUGUUUCUAGGUAUCAUAUGGAAAGGAAAAGAAAACACUGGGAAUUUGUCUCCCAGACAUUUAAGCUCAGUGACUCUGGUGUAACUAAAAUCCAUUUUUGGCUUUUAAUGCGUUCUUGUUUUCAUGCAGAACUGUCCCCUUAAGGAUUCGUACUGCUACCCCAUAAGGGAGAAUGAUGAGCUAAAAUAUGAAAAGACCCUAUGGUCUUAGCAUCAUAGAAAAAUAGGGCUAGAAGGGACCUUAUGACUUCAUUUACUCCUACCCCCUACACAAGGCAGGAUCCUUCCUGUCUAAACCAAAUCACUCAUGGGUUCUGCCAGUGCAGCAGAAAAAAACCCAUAAAGACUCUUAUGAAUGUCAUUUUAUUACUCUUGCUUAUCAGUAGUUUUCCAGAACAGCUGGAAAGGCCAUUGUGACUUUCUUUCCUGAACAGAACCUGGUAUCUGGGGACUCAUGAAAGAUUUAAGCAUCAAUCUAGGAGAGAUUUUCUAUUGCAGAAUUCAGUUUAGGUUGAAAUAAUUUGCAAUUAAUUUUUUUACUUACAUGUCUCGGUUUGCUUUAAUCAUAUAAAUAUGGUCAGCCAACAUCUGCCUUUAUCUGCCUGCAUGUGGCUCCCAUUCAACUCAGCCAGAGCUUCAUGUGCACAUAUGAGGACAAGAUAUAGCCCAGUCAGAGCAAUGAGAUACUCUCUGAUGUGUUGCACUAUGGAUCCUCAUCUCAUACUUGUUCUUCCAAUUACCAAGAGUCUCCUUGGACAUGGAAUAUAAUACUUUUUUUUAAGGGAUCACCAACUUUUAAGCUAUACCUAUAAGCCAGCAAAAACUCUGUCUCUUUUCCUACUACAUUUGAUUUCAUUCUCUCAAAACAUGUGGGCUCAGGACAUUGCUGGUUUAACUCUAACCAAGUCAGUAGAGUUACAACUAGGGAUACACCUGGCAUUGCAUGCUUAUCAUAUAGUGAGAAGUGAAAUAAUGAAAAAUAAACUUCUUACACUGUUGAUAUGUUUGUCAAACAAUAUAUAUGCAUAUAUAUAUAGAUAUAGAUAUAGCCAUUAUUGCAUGCUGCAGUUCAAGAGGUUGUGAUGAAGACAUUUUUCUCCCCUCAUUUUGUAAUAAGCCAUUGCACUUUCCUAUACUGGCUAAUUUAAAUCUCUUUUCUUUUUUGUUAGAAGUAGGGUAUGACCUCCAAGGUCCAUAAUUAGCUGUUCCUAAAUUAUUACUUACUAAAGUAACAUAUUUUUCUAAGGUCAAAAUAGAUACAAAUGCAUGGCACUUUGCAUGCAUAAGUGUAUUAAUACUGCACUAAUUGUAGAGAUGCUAUUUUCAGGGUUAUUGUUCUUAGCUUUUUAUUCCAAACUGUUUAUCUUUAGGAAAUUACCUGCCAACAUUAACCUUUAUUUGGGUUUAUAUACACAUCUUAAUUUUCAAAUUUUCUCCAGUGGGGAAAAUAUAGGAAUAUAUAUUCUAAUAAAUAGUUAUAUCAUUUGAUCUGCUCUUUUUUCAAAAGACUCUCAGGGCUAUGUUCUUAGUUUAGUUACAGUGGCUAAACCAGUGCGACCGAGGCAUAAUUCCAUUUAAUUCAGCAGUUAUGUCACAUUUAACUAUGAUGAGUGUGGCCCGUUGUCUUUCAGGAAGAACCACACAAAACUUGUUUGAUUAAUGUCCUAAUCAUUCUAAAUGAUGCAGUGUGGUACCAUUCUGGGUUGUUGGGUUUUCUCUUUGCUUGUUUUAGGUAACACCCAUCCCAAAUGAAGUAAAAGGCUCAGUGCCCAUUGCUCCAUUUGCUGUGCCAGGGUUACUAGGACUAAGCAAGGUUAAGAGACUAAGGGUUACUAGGACUAAGGGUUACUAGGACUAAGGGUAACUAGGACUAAGCAAAGUUACUAGGACUAAGCAGUGAGAAGAGAAAAGCGCUGCAAUGCUGGAGAAAGUCAAGACCCCACAAAGAGACGGUGCAAUAUAUUCUUCAUACACGUAUCCUCAAAUGAAAUGCAUGGAAAGAAAAUUACGGCUCUGAUGAAGACUGAGUAAUUGAAAGGAAAUUCACUGAGAAUGGUGAAGUGGGCCCUAUGUGAAGCAUGUCCUAUGAAAUAUGACCUAGAUCCUGCAGUGUCUUCAUAUAACAGGAUUAAGGACAAUCUAGUGUACACAUCUUGAUCCACACCACCUAAAUAAAAUGGUUUGGGCAGAAAUGCUAAGCAGAAGUUGGGGGAAUAGAUACACCUCCUACUACACUCCCUGUUCAUCCAAAUCCCAAACACCCCCAUGGACAAAGGGAUAUUGGAGGGCUAAGAAACACAGCCUCUUUCACCCCUUGGGGCCUCUGUGUGGCCUUGCUUUCCUGGGCAGCAGGAGCACGCUCUGAUGUUCCUGCUCCAUAUUGAGCCUCCUACUCUCUUGCCAAGCCGAGCGAAAACUGCUCUCUCUGUGAAGAUGGGUGCUAAUGGGUUGCUGGAAGGCGCGUGCCACGCUGAGAAGACAGAGUGUACGUGUAGUAGUACUUGUAUGCAGUAAAUCCCCACGAUGAGCAACAAAAUCAGAAAGUAAUGUAGGUGCUGAGUGUCUGUCUCCCACUGAGGUUACCUAAAGCUCAGCAUGCUUGGCAUUUUUCAGGAAGCUGGCAGCACCUCAUGCAGUUGGGCCUUCAGGGUUUUUAAAGUGUAUUCUUUGAUAUAUCCUUUGCCUCCUGCAACAGGGCCCAUAUACAAGCUGAACAUCACUACUGUAAAUAGGGCUGCUUGCACCUCCCUCCAGAGACCACUGGUUUUGAAGCAUCAGUCAGUCAGAUGAGAGUUCUGGUAAAGCACUGGAAAGGUGUCCCCACCAGGAAAGGCUAAGCAUGCCAUUCUUCUAGCGCUCCUUUGCUUUCCCACAAUAAGAAGCUAAGGCUUGAGACCCAAAUCGAAACUCCCCACAUAAGCAACUUGUUCUGCCAAUGGACGGCAGAGCCUGAUGGUUUCCAGUUCCAGUGUAGAGAUCCACUGAUGAGACCAAAGCUCAGCAGGGUGUUCAGUAAUCACAAAUCAGCGUUGUCUUUGUUGUCCCCUUCAUGGUAGUCAGAUCCCCUGGCUGGCCUACAUAAGGCCAUCGAGCAUAAGACGUGCCAUUUACUGGGUCAGACCAUAAGUCCAUCUUACCCAGUGUCCUGUGUCACAGGGGCAGAGGGCAGAUGCUGAAAGGGAGUGUGAACUGGCUCUGACCAGGGUUUUAUCCUCUGUUCCUCUCUCACUUGCAAUCUCCAGCAUUUAAGAUCUAGGAAGUUCUGAUUCAGAGGCUGUCUCCCUAAUGCCCGUGCUCACUAGUUACUGAUGGCCCUUUCCUCCAAGAAUUUGUCCAAUCCUUUUUUGGAUCCAGCUAAAAUGUCAGCUUCCACAACAUAUGGUGGCAACAAAUUGCACCCUUUCAUUACAUGCUGCAUGAAAAAUAAUUUCCUUUUGUUAGUUUUAAAUGUGCUGCCUAGCAGUUUCAUUUUGUGACUUCUCGUUCUUGUCUUGUGAGAGAGAUUAAAUAAUAAAUCCCUAUUUGCUCUCACUUUACCCUUUAGUAUUUUGUAAACCCUUAUCAUGUUCCUCCUGAAGCUUCUCUUUUCUUAAUUGAUUAGGCCAAGCCUCUUUAGUCUCUCCUCAUAUAGAAUCAACUUCAUACCACGGAUCAUCCUUACUGCUCUUCUCUGCAUCUUCUCUAGUGAUUUCUAUAUCCUUUUUGAAGAUUUGGGCACAAUGUCCAAGGUGUGUUCAUUAUGGAUUUAUAACGGGGCAUAACAAUAUUCUCUUUCUACAGCAUUCACAUGUUCUCCCUGCCUUCUUACUGAUGAAGUAGAAAUUCCUCCUGGUCUAUCCCUGGGGCUGUGUUCCCUUUGCAUCUCAGCUUCUUUUGUACUUUUAAUGCCUGUCAUUUUCCCCAUCCCUAAGCAACUCUUCAGUUCAGUUUUAAAAAUGCUUGCAACUAAAUUCUCCUAUGCGCCGCCCCACUGAAACAAAAUGGGGCUUCAUAGAUGGCUGUGAGGGCAGAAUUUGAUCCAAAGAACCUUGCCCAUAUCUGUUCCAAGAGGCUACAAAAUUCUCUCCAAAAGAAAAAGGAGCGCGUUUUAAAAAAGCACAAGAAAAUGUAAGGCGAACCAGAACUUCCAUCCUUUCUAUAAAAAACAUUUUUUAAAAUCUCUAAUAUAGUAAGUCUUUAGUUCUUCUCCAGCCCAUACAUUUUCUUCAUAGAAAAGGAGGGUUAGAAGGGACCUCAGGAGGUCACAUUUCUCCAACCCCUGCUCAAAGCAGGACCAGCCCCAACUAGAUCAUUCCAGCCAAGGCUUUGCUGAGCCUCAAAAACCUCUAAGGAUGGAGACUGCCACCUCUGUGGGUAACCUGUUCCAAUGUUUCACCACUCUCCUAGUCAGAAAGUUUUUCCUAAUAUCCAACCUAAACUUCCCUUGCUUCAACUGAAGAAAAUUGCUCCUUGUUCUGUCACCUGCCACCACUGACAACGGUCUAGCUCCGUCCUCUUUCGACCCCCUUCAGGUAGUUGAAGGCUGCUGUUAAAUCUCCCCCCCCCAGUCUUCCCUUUUGCAGACUAAAUAAACCCAGUUCCCUCUGUCUCUCCUCAGAAGUCAUGUGCCCCAGCCCCCAAAACCAUUUUUAUUGCCUUCCACUGGAGUCUCUUCAACUUGUUCACAUCCUUUCUGUAGUGGGGGGCCUAAAACUGAACACAGUACUCAAGAUAUGGUCUCACCAGUGCUGAAUAGAGGGGAAUAAUUACUUCCCUUGAUCUGCUGGCAAUGCUCCUACUAAUGCAGCCAAGUAUGCUGUUAGCCUUUUUGGCAACAAGGGUACGCUCUUGACUCAGAUCCACCUUACUGUACACUGUAGCCCCCAGGUCCUUUUCUGCAGAGCUGCUGAUUAGCUAGUUGGUCCCAAGCCCAUAGUAGUACACAGGAUUCUUCCAUCCUCAGUGAAGAACUUUGCACGUGUCCUUGUUGAAUCUCAUGAGAUUUCUUUUGGCCCAAUCCUCCAAUUUAUCUCCUUGAGAUAAUAGAUAUUUGAUCUAUUUGAGCCCAAUGAUCCAGCCAGUUUUCUAUUGACCUUACAGUCCAUUCAUCCAACCUAUAUAUCCUUAGCUUUCUUGCAAGAAUGUUGUGGGAAAUGGUAUCAAAAGCCUUGCUAAAGUCAAUGUGUGUCAUGUCCAUUGCUCUCCCUGCAUCCACAGAGCCAGUCAUCUCAUCACAGAAGACAAUCAGGUUGGUCAGGCAUGACUUGCCCUUGGUGAAUCCAUGCUGCUACUGCUCCUGAUCACUUUCUUCUCCUCCAAGUGCUUAGAAAUGGAUUUCUUGAGGACCUGCUCCAUGAUUUUUCCUGGGACUAAGGUGAAUCUGACUGGUCUGUAGUUCCCUGGAUCCUCUGUUCCAUUUCUUGAAGAUAGGCACUAUAUUUGCCCUUUUUCCAAUCACCUGGGACCUCUUCACUACAAAUUUUCAAAGAUAAUGGUCAGCAGCUCUGCAAUCACAUCAGCCAACUCCCUCAGCACCCUCAGAUGCAUUACAUCCAGCCCCAUCAACUUGUACAUGUCCAGCUUUUCUAUAUAGUCCCUAACCUGUUCUUUCACGGCUGUUGAUUGCUCACCUUCUUCGCAAACUGUGCUGCCAGAUGUGACCUUGCCUGUGAAGACUGAGGUAAAAAAAGGCAUUGAGUACUUCAGCCUUUUCCUCAUCAUCUGUCACUAGGUUGCCUCCCCCAUUCAGAAAGAGACCUACACUUCCCCUGAUCUUCCUCUUGUUGCUGACAUACUUGUAGAAACCCUUCUUGUUACCCUUCAUGUGUCUUGCUAGCUGCAACUCCAGUUGCACUUUGGCUCUCCUGAUUUCAACCCUCCAUGCCCAAGUAAUAUUCUUAUCCUCUUCCCAAGUCAUCUGUCAAAGCUUCCACUUCUUUUAAACAUCCAAGUGUCUGUCCUAAGCUCAUUUUUACAGCUGCCUUGCACCCUCUGGAAACAGUGGUUUAUAGUGCAGACACUGACAUGCCUUUACUACAGAAGGAAAAACGGCAUCUCAAUAAUAUUCUAUUAAAUGAUCAGUGCUCCGUGAUACACCACCAUAUACCCCAAAGUGCUGCGUAUCGGUAAUUUAUAAAGAUGUCCCCAUUAUUUGCAACAUCCGUCAGUAAUAGCUAAUGUACAACACGGUGUGCGUGUGUAUACAUGUGCCCAAACAUACAGUUGUUACUGCACAGUUAUUUUGUACUUACUUUAGCAAAUAGUAAAUGACUGAGCAGUAACUGCGGAUUCUGCACAGUCCCAGGGCUACACAGGUCAUUUCUGACAUUACUGCACAGUAGCAACAAGCUACUGCAUAUUAGCAGUGGCAUCAAGGUUUGUGCUUGCUGACUCUAUGUCACUGUAAUGAUGAUGUUGCCAUAACUCAUUGGUACAAUCACAUAGCACCUUGUGUAGAUGUGCCCUGUUGUGUAUCAUAAGAUGCCCUUGCUGGUAUAUACUAACGCACUGGAAAGAUCUGUCUGGCUCUUGGAUGGUAACCUGCAUAGCAGUUUGUUCUUUAGAGAGGUAGGCAUUGAAGCAAUACUGGACUGAGGCUUGGGAAAACUGGGUUCCAGACCUAGCUCUGUCAUUAUCCAGCUGGGUAGGGUAGAUUGUUUCAUCACUCUUUGCCUAAGUCUUCUCCAUCUGUAAAAUAGGAGAGAUAUUGACCUCCUUUUUAAAGUCCUCUCAGAUUGACUGAUGAAAAACCCAGUUUUUGACAUUAUAAAAGUCAACUGAGAAAUGCUACAUAAGAGCACUUGUGGGAAAUUUAUUAGAAAUGCGUGUAGAAAAUAGAGAUUUCCAAUGCCAGAGGAACCUCAGACCAAAAGAAAAGGAUGCAACGUUUGGUGGCACCAUAACAGACCAGUAGAUUGAUUUUAUGAUCCAUCUUCCAUAAGCAGUGGAUUUUCUCACUUGAAAAACAGUAGCUACCCAUUAAAUGAGAAAUUAUCCUUGGGCAAUUAAAAUGUCUAUUUGGGCCAAAUAUUCUGCAGGUGGAGACUGUCACUAGCCCAUUGACCUCACCAGGACAGAUUUUGGGUGAACAUAGGGUCAAAUGUGUAAAAAGUCUUUAGAAAGGGGUUGAAAUGCUCAGAUCAAAAUACCAAAUAUGCCAAAAGUUGGGAAUCUGUGAUUUUUCUUUCAUCCCACUGGAAAGAAAGGAUGCAGUUUCAUAGUUUAGAUCUGCAUCCAGAUCUGGUUCCCAGUGUAAUUUAGCAGAGUGUUAUCACCAUUUUGCUGCAUAGUUGUAAUAUUUUUUGUGUGCGAGCAUCUCAGCAACAGGUUAUCUACCUAGGAAGGAAUAACUAGUAAGAGUAUUAAUACUUGCAAAAGACUUUAUUCUCCUUUACCUACCUCAACAAGUCAUUUAUAAAGGAAUAGAAUGGUACUAAGCAAUAUAGAGAAACUUGAGUUAAACAAGCCCCAGGGCAUAGAUGCAUACUUGUCAUUUAAUGAUGAGCAAGAAGCAUAAUAUAGGGUUAUUUGGAGGCAACCUCUUAAGGUAGAAUGAUGCCCAUUGGAAGGGAUCUCCGAGGGGAUGUCUAUACAGGCCCUGUGGAAACCCCAAGAUGGCUUCUGGAAACAAAACCUACUUACUCCAUCCCACUCCACAUGCUGAAAAAACAUUGUGCGAGCGCUGUUAGAGAGGUUCCUCACAUCCAUGAGACAGAGAUCCUGAGAGGGGUCUGGGCAGGUGCUGAAAAGACACAAGGAUAUUUUUCAGCCGGUGGUAUGAAUGAAGGAAGAGCAAGUGGGCAGGUCUUGUCUCUUCACCUGGCUUAGGAUCACUGCAAAGGGGGUAGACACACCUCACCUACAUCCAUAGAGAUCUACCCAGCUCUUGUUCAAGUCAAGUUCUUACAGGCCUCACUGUGUUUCUUUUUUAUUCCCAUUAUUUAUUUAUUUCUCUCUACCUCCUUUUCUUUUGGGAGGGUCCAGAUCCAGCAAUGCACUGAAGCAUGUGAUUCAGGUUCAUCAAAUAUUUAAGUCUCCCGGGCUUCAAAUGAGUAGCGUAGCAAUGGGGCUGGGCCUCCGAGCCACAGAGGCGGCAGCAACUUCUCGUUGCCAAUGCCUCUGUGAUUGCAAUCACGUUGAAGCCAGCGGCACCCUCAUUUUUCACUCCCUCUCCCAAAUCAGCACCCAGGGCAUUUGCCCUAGUUGUCCCACCCUAGUUAUGGUACUACUUCAAAUAGGUGUAUUCCUAAGUGCAUUUCUACAAAUGCUUGGGUUUAAAUAUGCUUUGCUGAAAUGCAAGUUUUUGUUUUCUUUGAAAAACCCAUUUGUUUGCCGUUUUCUACCACAUCUGACAUUUCUAUCAUUUUCCCAACACAUAGAAAAGCCAAGGAGGUGCAGUUUUCAGGGAGGUAGAUGGAUUUAUAUAGAGCCAAAUCUCAAGGUGACCCCUCACCCGGAUGUAGGUAGAGUGCCCUUUGGGUGCCCUGUAAGACCAGAACUGGGAAGCCUUUGAGCCAAUGGCAGCUUCCCCUUUGAUCCCUGAGGAUUUUAAAAACAACGUAUUUUCUAGGUUAAAUUUCCCUAAUGUGGGACAUCUCAGGGGCUUCUCAGUGAUCAGAACAUUGCUGUCAUCUGGUGCUUGUGGGAGGACAAAACCUCUCUCAAGUAUCUGUCCUGGGAAAGCAUCAAGAUACUUGAGAGCGAAUUUAGCACCCUAAACGAUUAAUCUCAUUAAAGAUAGAUUUAGUUAUAGCAGAAAGAAUUAAGCUUUCACUUUUAAAAAAGGCAGCUCGGAAGAGAUGCUGGAUGCCCUUCUCAUGAGGGCUGUGCGAAGAAUUGUUCAACAAAAGCUAAAUCCAGCUUUGCUAAGAUAACAACCGUUUUUGUGCCCAGCAUAAAAUUAGCAUGGGCAUAAUCUUGAGCUAUUUUUAAAAGGAAAUCAAACAUGAGCAGUAAAGGAAAAAAAUAUGAAAGGAAAGGGACAACAAACAGGGACUGCUGUACUUUGCUCAGUCGGUUAAGCUGCAUCUGAGCCAUUUUGUGAACAAGAUUUACACUCACAAGAAAAAGUACCAGGCCCCCAAUCCUGUAAAAAAUGGACCAAAUUUUAUGUACUGUGAGAAGCUCUCUUAAAUUCAGUAAAACUGUUCUGUGUUCUGAAGUUAAUUAGGUGUGCCAGUUUUGGCAGGACUGGAGAUAGACAGGCCACCUCUCAUUACUAAGUGGCAAAAUGUCCUUACAUCAGACAUUUCUCCAAUUUACUUAAAAAAUUAAGAAUGGAUUCUAGUUCUCAUUUUUUAAAGGACACCCACCAUAAUUUUGCUAGUGCAUUAAAACCAGAUAGUACAGAAGCUGUCUGCAUACCAGCUAACUAAGUGCUUGUUACUGCUCUUUCACUGACAAUUUUGCACAAACAGGUUUCAGGUCAUAGGAAAUAACCUGUUUGAAUGUUUGCUGUGGAUCAUCACUGUGGGAUGAUGGUUCUGCUCCCUCCUUGGAUGCCUGAAAGCUUUCAAACACCAGAACAGUCAUAACUGAGUGUGAUCGCAAGAAGAAGUUGUACAAUUGUUUGAACAAUUCUGAGCAAAUACAGCAGGAUACAGUGAACACUGGUUUUUCAUCGUUCAGUUACUCCUGUCCAUCAAUUUGCAACACAAAUGAUGGCAUUUUUCUUUAUUUUUAGCAUAGACUGUCCAUUCAAUGUCCCUUUAAGCUUUAAGAUUUUGUUCAAUCUCACUUCAUAUGAAUUUGACAUUAGGUGUGGUUAAUGAAUGCAAUUCCUCAGGUUCUAGGCAAUUUUACCAUGCUACAAAUAAACACCUCUAAUCAAAUUUGUCCUUUUUUUUCCCAUAACACUCCCUUAUUCCUGAAAUCUGUUUUGUUUUUUUUUUUCUAAGAUGAUAUCAUAAGAAUAUUGUGCUAUGGUGUUACUGAACCUGAAAUUCUAUACCAAAUAUACUAUGUCUUUGAAACACUGAAUUUUUCAAUAAAAUAUAUAUUACUUAAUA